This is a messenger RNA of Saccharomycopsis crataegensis, 1086 nucleotides long. Its product is annotated as Imo32 protein. Bases 1 to 1086 code for a protein of 361 amino acids. NCBI's taxonomy places the organism in Eukaryota, Fungi, Ascomycota, Saccharomycetes, Ascoideales, Saccharomycopsidaceae. Gene Ontology annotation, molecular function: carboxylic ester hydrolase activity. The record is from RefSeq and is a predicted model, not a curated record. Gene Ontology annotation, cellular component: mitochondrion. The transcript has a single exon.
AUGAUCGCUUGUUAUCCGGUACGGCAAGUACUUAAAACUAGACUCUUUCCGGUUUCUUUGCGCAACGGACUCAUACUGCUGAACCAUUAUAGUACAGUCCAAACACCUGACUAUAUCCAAGCAGCUCUCUCGGAUGAUAUUUCAACUGUUCCUCUUUCAUUCGAUAAAUUUUCCAAUUAUGAGUCGAGUUCUAAAAAUUCUCCAAUAGUCUUUCUUCAUGGCUUAUUUGGUUCCAAAUCCAACAACAGAACUGUAGCCAAACAACUCUCGUCCCUCCUUACUCGUGAUGUCUAUUGUCUUGAUCUUCGUAACCACGGGGACUCUCCUCAUACCAAAUACCAUGAUUAUCCAUCGAUUUCUGCUGAUGUGGAAAAAUUUCUUAAGGACGAAGGUUUGUUGGAUCCACAGCCAAUCAUUAUUGGUCAUUCUAUGGGUGCUAAAACCGCGAUGGCCAUCGCCCUCCGCAAACCUAAUUGGUUGAAGAUGUUGAUUGCUGUUGAUAAUGCCCCAGUUUCUUAUCCAUAUUCCGCAGGCUCUAAGUUUUCCCGCUAUGUUCGUUGUCUUCAGGAAAUCACUACUCUUGCUGGUCCUCACGCCGUCAUUUCCCGUACUGCAGCCGAUGAUCGAUUGAGCAAAAUUGAACCUUCUUUACCAGUUCGUCAAUUCUUGUUGACCAAUAUAUCCCGGAAAACAAAAUCUGAAAUCACUGACGAAUUUGAGCUAAACAAGAAAAAAUACCAAGAUGAUAUCCACCACGUACCUGCUUUCAAGUCCAAGAUUCCUCUUGGAACUCUUGGCUCCGCGAUUGACAAUGGUAACAUUGCCGUUUGGCCAUAUGAUUCAAAUUACUCUCGCUUUGGCGGUGCGACCUUGUUUGUUAGAGGAACAGAGUCGACGUACGUUGCUGAUGAUGUGUUAGCGGAAAUAGGAAAGUUUUUCCCAAGAUUUGAAGUUAAAGAUGUCAAGGCAGGCCAUUGGUUGAUAAGUGAAAAUCCAAAGGAGUUUGUCGAAGUGGUUAAGGAUUGGAUCGAGUUCAAAGAAGAAGCUAUAAAGGAUGAGUUGGAAGGAAAUAACCUUAUCAUUUGA